CAAAAUAUUUUCUAGCAGAGAGCUGAACAGAACAGAGUCUGCGCAGACUUUGUCAUGACGCGCAUUGAUCGGGAAGGGGUCCGGAGUCUGUGAGAGCGAACAGCGGGCUUUAGAUUAACCGGACUUAGUAAAACAGUAAUUGGAUCCAUCCGCCUCGCGAAUACCUUCGUCAGACCAGGCGUGGAGAUCUCUGCAGAAGUUCAGCACUAUUUAAAAAAAGAUGUCCUCCCAAGUCAGGCUGAGGCUGCUGCCGAGCACCAGGUGUCUGUUUGAUGAGCCCGUUCAGCUGAAAGUGGCCGGGCUGCGGUCAAGGCAGGUGGUCACUAUCAGAGCCACAUCGACCGACGAGAGAGAAGUGGUGUUCGGCUCUUCAGCCACUUACAGGGCAGAUGAUGGCGGAGAGGUCGACCUGAACAGAGACCCCUCACUCAACGGGAGCUACGUUGGAGUGCAGCCCAUGGGUCUGCUGCAGUCACUGAAGGCAGACACUUUACACAAGUACUUCUUCAAGAACAAAGCUCUGAACCCUCACGUGGUGAAGUUUUCUGUGCACGAACAGGAGGGGGACGGCAGGAUGCUGGCAGAAGAGACAAACGAGAGGUUUCUGAUGGGAGACGGGGUCAGUCGGGACCCAAUCAAAGAGGGGAACAUACGAGGAGUCUUGUUUACACCCCCAGGAGAAGGUCCGUUCCCUGCUGUGCUGGAUCUGGGCACCUUCAUGUCUGAGAAAAGAGCCUGUUUGCUGGCCAACAAAGGGUUUCUGGUCCUCAGUACAGCUGUGUUCAAUGACAGACAAAAUAUGAAAGAGAUACAUCUGGACCCCUUUAAAGAAGCUGUGGAUUUCUUAUGCCACCACCCCAAGGCGGGCAGUAAAGGAGUCGGCGUAAUAUCAAGAUCAAAGGGAACGGAUAUCGCGCUCUCUCUUGCUGCGUUCGUGCCUGGUGUCCAGGCCUUAGUUUGGAUCAAUGGCACCAGUGCCAGUGUGGGCACUCCCCUCUACUACAAGAAACAGCAGAUCCUCUCACCCUUAAUGUUUGACUUCAGCAAGGUGAUUACCACCAAGUCUGGAGCAAACCUUAUCAAGUAUGCUAUUGAAGAUCCCCUGGAAGAGAAGAACAAAGGAAGCCUCGUCCCCAUUGAACGAGCCAAGAGCCAGUUCCUCUUUGUGGCUGCAGAGGACGACCUCAACUGGGACAGCAAGGCCUACAUGGACGAGAUGGUGGAGAGACUGACGCGUCAUGGGAAGGAGAACUUUGAGACUGUUUUUUAUCCUGGAGCUGGACAUUUGCUGGAGCCACCUCUGUGGCUCCAGCAAAUGUCCCAGAUUUAAACUCUGGGACUCCCGAGAGUCCCAGAUUUAAACUCUGGGACUCCCGAGAGUCCCAGAUUUAAACUCUCGGCCAUUUGACCUUAG
Messenger RNA from Oreochromis aureus, 1414 nucleotides. Its product is annotated as acyl-coenzyme A thioesterase 1-like. Gene Ontology annotation, biological process: acyl-CoA metabolic process; fatty acid metabolic process. Bases 221 to 1330 code for a protein of 369 amino acids. The transcript is spliced from 5 exons. Gene Ontology annotation, molecular function: fatty acyl-CoA hydrolase activity. Lineage: Eukaryota; Metazoa; Chordata; Actinopteri; Cichliformes; Cichlidae. The record is from RefSeq and is a predicted model, not a curated record.